AGAAAGUUUUCCGUGCUGGGAUGGAACUGAUGACCCUCCGCUAGCAGAGAGGAGAGGAGGGCCGAGCCUGGAGCUGCCGGGGGAACUUGAAGCUUGCAGGGGGAGGAGGAGAAGAAGGAGGAUUGAUAAAAGAAGAGCGGCUGUCGGUGCGCAGCGCAAUCCACUCCAGCAGCGAGUUGAGCAGCGCGCUUUACUGUGAGUCAGGAGGAGCGCAGAGACCGUAACACAGAGGAGUCCGAACCCGGGGUCACAGCUACACUCUUAUCUACCCCUGUUAGUUCAUUUUUUUUCUUGUUCAAGUCAGAUCAGCUGUUUGAAAGUUUCCUCCGAGCUGGAACUUUGCUUUGGCACCGCUUGAACACCGAGGCAGAGCCGGUGUGGGAUUUAGAGCCGGACCGGGACUCCUCUGAUGCGAAAGCACAUGUAUGAGAAAACGAUGGCCCAGGAGACCAGGAACGGAGGAACCUCCACCUUAAACAACAACAACGGCGUGAACAACAGCAAAAGAAAGGUGCUGAUCGUGCUGGACAUCUUCUGCCUGCUGCUCGGUAAGGCUCUGCAAACUUACUAUGAGUACUUUACUGUCUGUUUUUACCCUCACUCCAGCUGAGUCACAAACUUUAAACUCUGCUGUCCCGCUCUGAUCUUUAAAAAAAUGAAUUUCUUUAAUGCUCACAGAGAGGGGCUGAAGGAGAAACCGCGCUUUUUGAUGGCUGGCAAUAAUACACAUUAUCUUUGAGGUUUAACUGUUAUCUUGAACCACAAGACGUCUUCAUCUGCAGCAUCCCCUUAUCGUGCAUUCACACAGCAGACUGAGGACAACACCACACGCAGCAGGCUGUCACACACACAAACACACUGUCAGACUAAUACUGAACUCAUAGUUUAUUGAUGGUAAAGAAAAGACCCCACAUGAGAGUUUGAUUUGUUUUCACAUGAGAACUUUAAGGUUCAAAGUUUAUUCAUUAAAGGGCAAAACUGUCGUAGAGUUACAGGAUGAAGCAUGACAGCUGCAGAAAACUGUAGAAAAGGCUCAGAUAACUAAUAACAGAUAAAAAAAUAAGACAAUUCUUCAUUUAAGUAAAGCUUAAUCUCUCUUCAGUGACACAUACUGAGUGUGUUACCAAAGGUUGCAACUGGUGUCUUCACUUUAUAAAAAGCUAGAACAGAGUCCCAGAGCAUCGCUGCCCUCACAGUGCCAUAGUGCAACCUGCCCUUUAAAUAGCCGCUCACCCCCCUCCCUGUAUAUAUAUGACCCUAAAACUGAGCGGUGCCCCUCGUGCUGCCCAGCAGGUCACUGUGACGGAGAGGAAAUCAGAUAGUUGUCUUUACUGUAUGGAUCACUGUUGGUUUGUGUGCCCUGAUUCACUCCCGCAGGCAGCGUGUGUGUGUGUGUGUGUGAUGUAAGGUUUGAGUUGUUAUUCUGCAGGCGUCCUGUCCUCAUUCACACUCAUUCUCUCAGUGUGUGUGUGCGUGUUUUUGUGUGUGUGGGUUUUGUUUUUGGCUGUUGUCACUGUAGCUCGAUCCUUUUUCUUUCCAGCUCCCUUGCCCCCCUCCUUCUCUCUCUCUUUCUCUGCUUUCUCUCUGUAGAAGAGGAUUAUGGGAGUAACUUCUCUUCACAUUCUCUCCCAGAAACCUGCAGAUCCCGGGCCAGCUGCCCCUGAUCACUCUCUCUCCUUCCCUCUCUCUCUCUCUCACUCUCUGUUUCUUUCUGUCUCGGCUCCCUCUGUGUAGGGGACUGUGGGGAAUAAUUGCUUAAGCAUGUGUUGUUGAAGGGGAAUGUCCCUGCGCUCUAACAGAGGAGGACUGAGAGGAGGGUCGCGUGGCUGAGGGGCUUCAGAUUCAGUCAAGCAGGUGGGAGCAGAUUCAUACCGAGAGGCCUGAAGACCAGAAACUAAACCCACUGAAACAGCAAACAGGAACAGGCUGUUAUUACUCAGGAUGCUACGAAUGGUGCACAUUAACUCCAAAGACAUACACACACAAGUUUUCCACUGCUCAGUUUUUAUUGUUGAACUUAUUAAGAAACCUCAAACACAAGAGCACUGUUUCAUCUCCAACCAAACUCAUGCAGAUGAGCUCUGAGGACAUGUGGAGAGAAUUUCCUGCUAAAACCAACUUCCGACUCUGGUAAAAACUCUGCAGGAGAACACACAUGUUUAAUACUUUGUGAGGACAACUAUAGUAUUGUUAAUCGUGUGAGUGAACACCACCAUCACUGGCUGAGAAGUUGGUUGUUUUAAAUUUUUUGAAUGCAUGGAAAAGCCUGUUUUUUUUCUGAGCUCAAGUGCAGUUUGCAAACAAACACAGAUGACAGAUGACGUCAGGUUUUGGUUCUACAGUAUUUUGUUGUGGAAAAUAGAGCCAAAGUUGCACAUGGGCUGUGUCAGGUUAGCCCAGCCGAAGCGUUACGUGAACGUUGCUGUGAAAGAAGGACUAUCAGCCAAAUGUCAGUUAUCGAUAAUUGGUCAAGGCUGAUAAUCUGCCUGCAAACCUGUUGACAUCUCUUGCCCACAGACAUUUUUUGUUUUCUUUCUUACUCUACGUUUAUUAUUACCCCUAGACCACAUUGACAGAUUUCAUGCUGUAACUGCUGACCAAACCUUACUGUCAGCUCACCAGCUCACCUAUCAUGAGGCAAGGAGGUUGGGUUGGGGUGGGCCUUUAGCCUCUUUGCUAACAGCCAAAGCGCACCCACCUGUCAGGGUGCACAUGUGGUUUUUGGUACCUCUGCAGCCUGCCUUUGGAAGGCAAAAGCACUGCAGUUUUUUGGACUUUGCUUUGGGUUUAAUUUUUUAAACUCAUUGUCAUUUGCUUCAGACUAGUUGCCCAAAUGAAAUUCAAAUAUUCACCUAAGCCUCCAAAAAAUUAGUCGCUUUAGAGCUUCAGAGAAGUUGAAUUAUUACCUUAAAAUACAGAGUUGUAGUAAUGGUUUAGAGGAGCACAGCUGAAUGUUUCAUUUGUGUAAGAGAAAGUAAAGUGCAUUAAUGUCCCCAAAGGCAAGGUUGUCUGCUGAUAGCUGGUCCCAAGAAGUACACAAAGACAAGCUCAAACGCACACACUUACACUAACAAGUGGCCACAGAUUUUCUUUUGUCAUGCUAAACACAAUCUGCCCGCUCAGAGAUGAUUGGUUGCCCCACUUUAGUGAUCGGGGGAGGGGAGACAGCAGGAUGGGGGCACUUUAGGGGGAGGAGAAGGGAGGGUGAGGGGGUUAAAAUGGAGAAGAAGAAAGGCAGGGAGAAAGGGGGCGAGGCCCUGAAUGAGAGUGAGGAAUGUGUGUGUGUCCUCACUGAGUUUAAAGGUGAUGAAGACCAAACUGCUGGUUAAUACACACAUGUCUCAUUACGUUUAAUUAGUUUAUGUCUGCCAGCUGAUGCUGCACACACACACACACACACAUUUGCAUUUACACACAAACACAUUCCCUGAGGUGAUGUCUGUGAUUGUGUUUGCAUAGAGGACAUCUGAGGCCUUCCUUAAACACACUCAUGUGGACAAACUCAUAAAGAGAUUCCUCCUCAUGUUGUUUCUACUAAAUAAGACUAAUGAUGCAGAAACACUGCAGGGUCUGAAUCUGAUGAACACACACACACACACACACACGUAUACUCACACACAGGCAGCAGAGGUCCAGCUGAGGACAGGAAUCAUCAGCUGAUUUUUGUUUUGGCUCGAGUUUCUCGCUCCCUUUGCAGCCAAGUUGGUUUAGUGAGCCUAUAAGAAGACACACACAGAGCAUAUACACUUUCUAUAAAUACUGAGUCCACCACAGACUGCAGAACCUCAUUCUUCCCCCUUUUCUGUCUCACAUACUAAAAAAACACUCCCCCUGAGUAUAACCUGGGAUUUGAUUGUGAAAGAACUUCGAGGAAACCGUGGCCUCACUCUAAAAGCAGCCUCACUGAAACCACAAUUAAGUUUUACUCAUUGUAAAGGAGACACUGCAUGUCGAGUCGAGCAGAGUUGAGUAGUGCUAAAACGGUGUAAUGGAAAAGCAGCAUAAGUGAACCAGCCGAAAGUAUAUGAUUUCUGCAUGUAUUAAUGCAGCUGGAGAGCCUGAAAUCUUCUGCUGGAUGUUGUAAAAUGAUCAGCUUGAUACCUACCUAGACUCAAAUCAUUUUAGUCCGUCAGAGGUAUAUUUUCCUGCUCUGGGACCCGCUCAGCUGCUCUGUGAUGUCAUAUUCCUGCAGCUAAAAAACGCUCUGACUGUUUUUAGCAGCAGAGACGCCGCGUGUGACCUUUCAGCCCAAGGAAAUCAGCUUCAUAUACCCCGCAGCUCUAACCUGUUCUGUACCCUCCCUCUUAUAUUACAGCUGUCUGUGUGUCUGUCUGUCACACAGCGCUCAUUAAAGCUGCAGGUUUAACCUCUCGCUCUCUAGACCUCAGCCACUUCAAUCCUCCACCGCUGCUGCACAAAUAUUUUCCAGAAUUUCUCAGAUUCUUCAUCUGCUGCUGCUGCAGCCGCGGCCUCACACUCUUCAUCUGACAUCUGGUGUAAUUUUGGAGCAAGUGAACCAGAGGGCAAGAGUGUGUGUGUGUGUGUGUAUAAGAGAGAGAGAGAGAGAGAUUAGUGUGUGUGUGUGCAGAGCGGUGUUCAGGAAAGGGUGGGAAACGGAAAGGUAGUGUCGGUCGGAGGUAGGUGUGGUUGUGAAAUGAAAUCCUGUCUCCUUUUUUCUGCCUCACAGCCCAUUUCCAUCCUCUCCCCCUUUCCUUCCCCCACCCCUCCCCCUCUCCUCUUGAGUCCCCUCCCCCCCCCCCCCCCCCUUAUCGUCCGGCUUUGACGUUAAAGAGAGAAACAGUGACAUAAGGUGAGAGGAACAGACACUGAGAGGCUGUAAAAACCUGCAGAGUUUAGAACCAGCGAGAGAGAAAGGAGUGCUGUUUGUGUCUGGAAGUAAACUGUAAUCAAAGCUGGUGGGAGGCCCUCACACACACACACACCCGCACGCACGAACACACACAGAAAGCAGCAGUCCUGAGCUUAAUCUGAGGGUAAAUAUUGUCUGUUUCUGUUUCAGAGCAGGAGUGCGCUGACAGAGAUGUGUAAAAGUUCAGAGGUUUCAUACUGACAUCGACAUUUAGCUAUAGAUAUCAGAUAUAGAUAUAGAUCUGACUCAACUCUGCGGUUUUAUCAUUCUAAUGUGAGCCAAGCGGAGAAAAAAACCCUGUAAAUUGACUGACAUCUUCAAUAAACAGCCUGAUCAAGCCUGAGUAGUCAAACAGUUCAAAUCAAUCACUUUUCAAUGGGGCCCUCUAUGAACCAGAUGUACGUCUCAAGAGUUUUCAACCUGAAUCCCAGAUGUUGCACAGUGUCUUUAUUUUGGUUCACUGAUCUGAUUUAGUUUGUUGACUUUUUGGUGUUUUUAACUCUCAAACCUCAUUUCCCAGAGUAAAUACCUGUUUAAGCUCAGUCCGGUUCAUGCUGAGGUCAGAUUCUAUAAUCUCUCUGACUGACACCAUGUUUGCUGUGUCAGACCGGACAAUCACAGAGACAUACGUUCCUGCUGUGACUUUACCAACAGGCAUGACAGUCAACAUGUUGAUACUUGACCAGUCAUCAUGUCCAAUAAGCUGAUAUUUGAAGGAGGGAGGUGGGGCGAGACAACACCUGGAGAUUGUAACUGCAGUGUGUCGGCAAUCAUGCCUCUACUGCUGAAUUGACGUUUUGUUUGUUUACACUCCUGAAUUUUGCACAUGCAGAGCGCUCUGUGCUGGUGAACAUUACUGAUUUGACAGAAAAGUCUGUAGAUACAUUAUCUGUAUGAUAUCAGUAUCAGUAGAUAUGAACAUUUCAGGUAAGAAAAUUGCAUUUAUUUUUGUCCAUAUUUCAGGAUUACUGUGACACUUGUGUGACUUGUACUGAGUAGAACUAGGGAUACACAACAUUAUCGGCUUGAUGUUAGAGUCAGCAGAUAAUAGUCUCAAUAUUUGAUUAUUGGUAUCAGUAGAGAUGAAAAGCUGUGAUUACAACCUUGGGACUGGACAAAAUUGUUUAGAGGAUAUUAGAAUAUCUGCAGAAAUUCAAUAUCAUAAAGCAUAUAUCCAGACCUCAGCAUCAGAGGAAAUGAGGAGACAAGCAGAUAUCCAGAGUUUUUUUAAACUGAUAUAAGAUAUGUCUCACAAACAGUAACUUUUGGCUCUGUCUGUGGUAACGACAGAAACUAACAGAGACUCUGCUCUGUCUGUAGCUCAUGUCAUCUAUUCUUAAGCUGCUUUGUUUUCAUUUCAAGUAUUUAGAAACUGUUGGACAGCCUUACAGUGAGAUCAGAUGUUUCAAUCGUCUGUAUUUUUCCACAUCCUGAAAGCUGCAGGAGUUCCGAGUCAGCCUGUUCUCCUGUUUGUCCCCAGAGGUCAAAGUUCAGACAGAAAAUAGACUCUUAUAGGAUGCCUGCAUGCAGAGGUCUCUGUGUGACAUUUCCUGCUCACACACACUCAGGAGGAUACAGUCUGUACAGUCUUAGAUCCUUUUUGUUCAGCAGAUAAUUUAUGAUUUUCCACUCCGCGUGCGUAAGUGUGUGUUAUCUAAGACUUCAGAUGGAGGGGCUUGAGUUUGGCAUUGUGAGUGUGUUUUAUUGCAGUUUGUGUUGAUGUGGAGCUACAGAAUGAGGUGUUGUGUGUCCUCAGAGACGCGUCUAUCAGGUAAAUCAUCAAAUCAGCUGAUCAUCAUGACGUCAGUGUGAAGAUGAGGCUGCUACACCAGGAAUACGUGUGUGUGCGUUUGUCAAAUAGUUUAAUAUCACUCAGUUAUUGGACAGACUGUAUGCCCUGCAGGGAGCUAAAGUGUGUGGAUGUGUUUGGAUGCAUGUGUGAGGCCUCUGCAGCUGGUUGUGUAUGUUGAGUGUAUUGUUUUUCUGUUUCUUCUUUGGGUUUGGGUGUGGUUCUUGACUAGCUUUUGUUAUUGUAUCUGUUUUCUCAUAAUCAUAAAGCAGACUCAACCUCCUUCCUGUAAGAACAGACAGCAGAGAUGAAGCAGUGAUAAGGUAGAAAUAAAGCAGAGAUGAAGAAGAAGUGAAGAAGAGAUGAUGAAGAGGAGAUGAAGCAGAGACAAAGAGGGGAUGAAGAGGAGAUGAAGCAGAGAUGAACAAUGAUCUGUUUGCAGUGACUCUGACUGUUUUCUGUGGUUAUCUCUCUGCUCACAAACUGCUCAUUUAGAUAAACCCAGAUUAUGACCCGACCAUAAACUGCUGUUAGCGCUCCUGUUUUAAAGUCCUGUUGAAGUUUUUCAGCUUAUAAACGCUUGAAAUGAUGGUGAAUUGCUGUUUUGGUCUGUAUGAGAAGCUCUUUCUGCUCCACAGGCUGCAGAUCUGAUUAUCCUCCUGGAUCAGCAGCUCAGAGCAGACAAUGCUCCCAGUAUCUGAUGGAAAUGAGAGCAGAGGCAGCAGAUGAUCCUCACUCCUUCAGAUCCGACCGGCCUCAUUACAGCCCUCUGUCCUGCUCCUGCUGUCACACAGACCCCUCUGUCUCUCUGUCUGUCUCUCUGUCUGUCCGUCCCUCACUUUCCCUGCAGACCCCUCUCUCUUUCUCUGUGUGUGAUGGGGGGCUGGGGGUCAUGCAGAUUUCACUGUUUCUCUGAGAACAAUACCUCUUUUGAUGCUUCUCAGCCUCUUUGUUUGGGUAACGAGCAGCGACAGUAGGGAGCAGACAGAGGGAGGACAGAGAGAGAGAGAGAAAAAGUGAAUGAGGUGAAGAUGAGAGAGUCACAGAGCUCUCCUCCUCCACCUCUCAGACCACUUUAGUCUAAGUCAGAGGUUUACGGCCUUCGUUGAUGGCCUGUAUUACACCUAUACUGUAGCUGAUGAAUGAUCUGUACUAAAGCUGUAUCUCAACUGUAAUUUUAGUGUAUUUUCUGCUUUAUUUUAGCUGUACUUAAUCUCUUAUUUUGAUGUUUGUGGGCUGCAUAUGGGCAGUUUGAAACCAAGCUGUAUCUCAGCUGUAUUUUGCUUGUUUUUAAGCCACAUUUAACUUUUAUUUGAGCUGUUUUUAAGCCACAUUUAACUUUUAUUUGAGCUGUAUUUAAGUUAAAUUAUUGUGCUUUUAAGUUUUAUUGUAACUGUAACUGUAAUGCUUUUUAAAAUUGUAAUUAUAUAGUCUUUAAUUGAUUAAUCAUUGCUGCUGUUAUUUUGCUGUAUUUUAGCUGUUUUAACCUGUGUUAAACGUGUAAUUUAAUUGUAUUUCAGCUAAGUUGUUGUGUGAGUUGUGUUGUAGCUGUUGUGUGAGCUGCUGUGUCAUCAACGCUGUCUGUGCUGUAAUCAGCUCAGUGUGUUUGUUGGCGUGGGUCUGUAUGGGUCUUAUCUGAACUUCGGACUGAGCUCUCUCCUGUUUGCACACAAAGAGGAGGCUCCUUUAAUAAAGAAGACUUCCUGCAGAGUCCUCCCUCUGCAGCUCCUCUUCAACACCUAUUGUCUGCAGGUAAACAGGAGGUGAGCACAGGUGAGCAGAGGAGGUGGAGGAGAGCAAGUAAAGGAGGAAAGUAGGUGUCAUGUUUCAGGGCGGUCUCCUCUGCAGCCCGGUCUUUGUCAGCAGGGUGUGGGCUGUAAUAAUGUCAUUAUGGUAACAACAGAGGAACAGACAUCCAGGUAUUCAUGUGGGCUGAUGGGGCCUCUGGGCUCUGCUCAGGUUUCUCUUCACCUAAGCUGCGGUAGGAUCCUCUGGUUUAACUAACGGUGCAGCAGGACACUACAUCAUAACCACCACUCUCAUCUUUAGGCUGUUCGGUCUGGAAGUUCUUGAGUUAUGGUGAUAAAUUUUCAGCAGACAAACUCACCUGAGUGUUUUGAUGGAUUUGAAAGUAAAUACAGAGUUGGUGUGAUGUUUUAAACCUGUUGCUGUCAGAUGUGUUGGACGGUCUGUUAGUCCAAUAAAGCACACAGACACACUUAUUAUGAACAAAUCUGCAGAAACGUGACCAAGGCGUUAAAGAUCAGAGUGAACAUCACCAAAAAACUGGUUUUGUACCUGGCUGUAAACAUGUGUGAAGUUUUUACAUGGGACUCUAUGGGGACCGAAUCAUCAUAGGACACAGCCUCUAGUGGACAUGAGUGGAACUGCUUUUUAGGACUUGUAAGCUGCUGCUUUAGUUUGAGAUAACCUCCCUCCACAUCUGCCCCUUAAGCCAGCAGCAGCAGCAGCUGUUAGAGGCUACCCUCACAGGUGUCCUACAGAGAGUGUCCUGACAGAUGCCUGAGUGUAAAAAGCGUUUAUUCACGUGAACCAAAUCUCUCUGAGUAAGCACAUGCUGCAGCCAGCGGCCCCCCGGUCUGUGCAGCAUUCACACAGAGGACAGGGAUUGACUCUGCACAGCACUCUGCUGACCUCAGCCACUCCUCUGUGUGUUUGAGUGUAGUGUAAGAGUGUGUAUGUUUGUGUGUGAGUGUGUGUGCAUGUCUGUAUAAGUGUGUGUGCAUGUAGGACAUACACAUCAGCAGCUUGUACAAAUAAAGAGCAAACAUCUGUAUAGGUCUGCAUGAGUGUGUGUGUAGAUGCAGUCUGGGUGGUUUUCAUGCAGCCGUUUUGUUUAUCUGGAUCCUGCAUAGUGUUUUUUUUAAGCUCAUUGUGGUUGAAAACUUAAGAAUGUUUGAGAAAGACUGCAGAAGUUUCCAGAGGGACCACAGUCAUUCACUUUGACACCCACACAGCCACACACUCACUCACACAUACAUACACACUGCUAGAGUAAUAAUAGGUGCUGUUACAGUCACAUUUGUGCUCCGCUCUCACUUGCCUCUGUAUGAUCCUCGAUCUACAUUACCCCCCUGACCUUUGAUCCCUGGCCCUGCAGCCCCUUCCAGGGUCUGUCCCGGUCCUCAGCUGACCUUGGAUCUCUGCUCCCAGCUGUUAGCUGUUGCAUGCCUGGAGCGCUUCACAUGCUCGUGUUGAGGGUUUUACUGACCUAAAGAUAAAGUUGGGUGUGUGGGCGCUCAGCAGCAGGUCGCGUUGGAUGUGUGACAACUUUCUGAACAUCUCAGGCAUCUGCCUUAGCGGCUGUUUUUAAACCAGGAGGUCAGAGUGUGUGUUUGUGUGUGCACUCUGUUAAUGAGUCACAUUAAAGGGUUAUUCUUGUGUUUUGAAAAACAGAAAGAGAUCGAGGAAGACAUAUUUUGAACCAGGAACAGGAGUCAAUUGAUAUUAGGUUUUUUAACAGCAGGUGCUCAUACAGAUAUGGUUGGUCGAUAGUUAUUGCUGAUAUUACAUUGCUGUUUUUUUUUUUUUUUUUUUUUUUCUGCAUUGACAAAAUAUGUCAGUUUUGUAAUGUCAGCAUUAAUAUACAUUUUAACAUGUAUGUAAUUAAGUGACUGUGCUCACUUGAGACGAAAUUACUGUUGGAAUCUCAGAGUCAAACUAACUAACUAACCAAACAAGGCAGAGGUAGACCAGUAACUCCUGUGUCAAUUACGAAAAAUUCACAGGUCUCCAUAGUGAUGAAUGGUGAGCUUGUGGAGGUUGGUGUAACAGCUGUUUGAGGUUCAAAGUCACCUUCUCUGUAAGACUGAGGUCAAGGAGAAACUGACCAACCAGCUAAUUAAGGUGUUUAUUAAGGAUUUAAUGGAGAUUAAGGGACUUGGCUUAUUUACAUGUUUAAUCAGCAUUAAAACCUCGUAAUGCUGCUGCUUCUCACCUGUCUGCUGCUCGGCUCAACACCUGGCACCUCUUAGAUAUUCACCCUUAGAUAGACUUACGCAAGACUAAGCUUUCUCACCUAACACAAACAUUUUUGCCCUUGGGAUGCAAACACACACUCACACGUGGUGUUCAGUGUACAGCCGCUCAGUGAGUUGAUGCUGGAAGAGGACAUUCAUUCAGGAGAACACGCUAUAAAGAGCUCAGCUGAGUAUCACAAGAGUACCACAACACACACAUAAACACACACAUAAAAUCAUAAAGAAAUCAAAUAGAAACUAUAUGAUAUCGGUUUUAUGUAUGUGGGGAUGUAGGCUGUUCACAGAGUCCUCUGACAGACCAGGGUGUCAUGAUGCUGCAGGUUGAGAUGGGAUUUGAUUGAAAUAAAUCAGUAGUUUGGAAAAUUCAGAAAUCAGAAACUAUUGAUGAAGUGUUGUCUUGUUGAUUUUUAAAGAUUUUCAUAGGGUGAAAAACCAGACAGUUUGAUCAUUUUGCUUCUUAGUAGGACAUGGUGAAUUGUUCUGUUGUUAAUUGUCUGUUUCUAAAAAUAUGAACCUGCUGUAAAUACUGAUAAAGCUUGAGGUGUGUGUGCUACGUGGGCAAAUAUAUUACCCUCUAAAUGCUGGUGCAGGUCCAGAUCUGGCUCAGGAUAAAUCAGCAUUAAUAGCUGAUCCCACUCCAACAGGAAUAGACCUUGGCUGAAGUUAGCUCCUCUGCAUACCAGUGACCCCUGGAGGUCAGAGGGUUAUCAAAAUGAUCUUAGAAAACGCUACACUAUACUGACACUGACGGAAAAUCUUUACAUAUACUCCUGUAUAUUUCUUACUUUGUAACAGUGUUAUCCUUUAUACUGAUUAAACAAAUCCUGAAUCUGACAGAAUAGACUCUAAAACCUCAAUGGUUUCAGCAGCUUUUAGUUGUAUAAUGAAUCUCAAAGUCAAGAUCCUGAAGUAACACACUGAUUGACUUCCUCUACAUUGAUAAUGUGGACUUAACUGUGUUAAAGUGCAAAGUAAUGGAGUUACAAAUGUGUCUAAUUGUGAUUAACUACUAGAAUUGUGUGAUUAAUCUGGUGUUAAACGUUAUAACAAACGUAAGAAAAGUACAAUAAAACCAGAUUCCUUUUUUACUUUAACAGACAGGUUGAUUGUCUGAUUCUCAGCGGCUGUCUGACCUGUUGCAAAGCCCUGAGAAAACCACAGAAGAAGAGAUGACAGAGUGUGAUUGAUUGACUCAGUCUACAGAGUCUCACCCCUUCCUCUCUAACCUUCCUCUGUUUCCUUGCCCCUUCCUCGUCAGGACGGGUCAUAUGGUAUGUUUAGACGACAGGAGGAGGAAAUCCUCCAUUAGGACUGACCACAAUACCUCUUCCCUCUUCUUGCCCCGCCUCCCAUUUAGCUCCCACACUAGCUGCUGACGUUCAACAUAAUCACGAUAUCAGUCUGAUUCUGCCCUGAGAGCCAUGAAAGCCCAUUAAAAUGUCAAUACAGACCCGGAGAAGGGUGGGGGUGGGUGGGGGUCAUGAGAACGGGAAGCUUGCCACUUUACUCCCAUUGCAUGCAGGUGAUGCUCUUCAGGCAAAUUAGAGCCAUGUCAGGAAGAAUUAACCUUCAGUGUGACGCAGAGCUUAGCUGCCGUAAGAAUAGUUAUUGUGUCCGGGUCUGCUUAAGUCCAGAGAUGACCCUUAACCUGCAGCACAGAGCAACUUAAGGUCAACAUGCAUGCUUUGAAUAUGUCCAAAGUCAAACACUGAGGUGUUCAGAGGGGGGUUUCAGCGCCAACAGGGACCAUCAGCCUCUUCUCAGCCCAUGGGAAAAGUUUAAAUCAGACGUGUUCGCAUUCAUCCUGCUAAUCUGAGCGCUAACUUGCUACACCAAAUUUAACCCCAAAGCCAAUCAAACGGACGCUGUCUGGAUAAUCCGUCUCACACACAAACACACAAACCUGUGUACGCUAACCACUUACACACACUGUCACACACACUUACACACAUAACACUUUAACAUGACCACACAAACCACAGAUAAACACGCACCAACAUACUGCAGGGCUACAAUUCCCAACAUGCAGCAGAGCAUGAGAGCAGAUUUAUAGACAGAAUAUAAGACCAACAUGCAGACCUACACACAUUCACACAGGCCCUGCUAUGACCUCUGCAUAUAAACAGUGAUUCAACCAACCAUAGAAAUACCUCUCUCUCUCUCGUUCUCUCUCUUUCUCUCUCUCUCUCGCAGUCUCCAGCGGUCUCUCUGUCUCUCUUUCUAAUAUUCUUAAGCAGUCUGCAGCGGUUCUCUUCAUUCACUUAAAGAGAGAAAUGCAUGUCAGGAUCAGAUAAGACAAAGUGAACUGUUCCCCAAACUCUAUUACCCACCUAAAAGGAGCGUGAUUUCUCUGUGCGACGUUUCGGCCUCAAUUACUCUCAGACUUCUGUAUUUGAUGUUAAAAGGUUUUGAGGGGCUCAUUAGCUCUAAAAGCACAGGAUGCUAAACUUCUCCUGCACAGCAGAAACAUUAAAGCAAAGUGUGGAAACCUGCUGGAACCAGUGCCAAAUAUGCAUUCACUUCCUCGAUGUCGUCAAGAUUGAACCACAGUCGCACAUGCACAUAUCCUGCAGAUUUCAGGAGAAUAUCAGGACAAUCUGUCUCUGAAAUACCCAGAGUUGUUAUUCACUCAUGUCCCUCGCGGGGUGAAGUUUUCUCUGUCAGACAGCAGGGGGAGACUCAUGAGGUGCAAAGGAUGCUGUUGUAGCCUCAGAUAGUACCACACUUAUGUUAUUGUUAAUUGUCAAGUAAUGGAGUCAGAACUUUAGCAAAGUGUUAGUCCAGGCACGCCACAAAGUCAAGGUCUCCCCACCGUAAAUCAGCUGAUCUUAAAGAAACGGACAGCUCAACUGAAUACCCUCCAUGCAUCCAAAUGUUCUACUUUAACUAACUCAGUCUGGCUUCUCUUCCUGCGUCCUCCACUCCGGCUUUUUAUGCCAUGUCUGAUUUUACCAGUGUCUGCUCUGUACCUCACCAGGGGUCUUUGCUGAUGCUCUCCCUGCCUUGGCUUUUCCUGUAGACACAUGAAACACAGGAGAGGUGUAACCUUGUCUUAAGAGAGAUUUAGAAAGUGAGAGAUGAGGAUUAAAUAACAGACUCUUUGCUGAAGCAGCAGAUUUGGUCCAUUCUCUUUGUCAGUCUUAUAUAAAUGAAUCUACAGCUUCAUUGACCUCAUGUCAGAGGUUGUAAAAAAUCGUUUUUUAAUUCACUGAUGCACAGCGUGGUUCUUCUAGCAGCCCCGCCCAUCUCUUUCUUCUACCUCCUCUGUCUAACUCCCCCCUCCUCUGACACUCCCCCUUCUCUCUGUCUGGGUCAGCAGCCUUACAGAGGUCACAUACUCUUCUUCCCCCUGCUGUUAAACUGGUUGUAUUUCUCCUCUGAAGAGUCUGCAGAUGAGGCUCAGAUGGACUCAUGGACAGCACAGGGUCGUAGUUUGAUUCCCACCCUGAGCUUGUUUUCUAGGAGCAGCAGCACAGAUUAGCCCGCCACCAGAGGGUCUGAUAGAGAGGCUUUCACAAAUCCUUUAUUCAUUCCAAUAAGGUGCUCAAACGCUCUCAGAUUCCUCCCUCAGUCCUUCAGAUGGUCCAUUCCUGAGUUUCCCAGGCUGCUGUAAAAGUGGUUUAGCUGCUAAGCACUUGUUUAUGCAUAUGAGUGAGUGUGUAUCUGUUAAGCCAAUGAACUCGUCUCCUUUCACUUCCCUUCAUUAGCAUGUGAAUCCCUCCUCUAACAAGUAGGCCAGAGUGGAGCGAUGGAGGAGAAACAUGAAGACACAGAGCAGCGGGACACUUGUCAUUUUCGUGAAGAUUCUUUGACAGGACUUCAGGAGAGGCAGUGAGCUGAGCUGCUACUUCACGGAUCUUCCUAUUCUUUUUAUUGUGCUGUAAACAAAAGUCUGACUAUUUACAGCAGAGUCCUUAUUUUAAAUCCAAAGUUUUAAACAGAUCUAGACUUUUUAUGCCAAUCAUCUUGAUGUUGCUGCAAGAUUGAAGAGAAUCUUACAAACAAAAGGGCUGGAGGAAAUCUGUGUAACACUUUUAUGAGUUUCUUCUCCUGCUUCAAAGUUUGACACUGCACAUUUAAUGGCUGGAUUUUUUUCUAAAUGAAGCAGUAAAACCUCUUGAAACCACCAACUUAAGCCAUUUUAGUUCAAAUUCUUUGUCUCGCUAAAUCUCUUUGAUAGUCAGGAAUAGAGAGGGGCUGCAGGCUGAGCUGCUGCUGAUUCUGAUCCUUCAGUUUUCAUCAUGUUUUAAACAGUUUUCUCAUUUUUUUCUUCUUUAGUGGAAAUGGACUCAGUUUUGAAUCCAAUAAAAACUGAAAAAAAAAAUUAGCUUUUGAUGUUUAAGAUGAUUUAAGUUGAACUCUCGGUAGUCUGUGAGGGGGCUGUGAGCUGAGCUGCCGCCAGUUGUGUCUCCUUUAUGUCUGAACUUUACUCACUUUUGCAGUAUGACAGGUUCUUAGUUAUCAUGUCUGUUGUGCUUCAUCUUCAGAUCAUUGUUCUCUCAUUUCUUGUAGACAUUAUUCACUCUCUAGACCACUCACUAAGACCCUGCUCUGCAGAUGAAAAUCCACACAUAGUUUGGAUUGAGCAGUAAAAACUGCAGAUUUACAAAGUGAUGUCAGAUUUAUCUCCUCUCUGUUAAAGGCGGUUAGAUCCAUGCUUGCAGGGGGAUAAAUGUCCAAAGACUCUCACAGUAAAAGUUAUAUUACAAAGUAGAAAGUUUCAUCCCUCAGUUCUCAAACACGCCAGGCUGUCAGAGAUGUUUUUACUGGCUUCAGCUUUCCAAAUAAAACUCAAAGCCUUCACAGCCACAUAUGUAAAAACAAAGAGCAGCAGAUAAUAACAGCUGAUUUUUCCUAUUAUAGUGUAUUAGUGUGGACAUGGACCCACUGAGCUGAGCUGACACGCACUUUGUUCUUUAAAGUGGGAGCAGAUGUUACAGUGUGGAUGUUAGGAAGCGUGAGAGUCGGCGUGUGAGUCCACAAGAAUCCGUCAGAAAGAUUCUCUGAGGUUUUUCAGAAACUGUUUUUCAUGACAGAACAGAAACUGGAUCUGAUCUCUGUCUUUGCUCAGAGAACGAGCUCCAGGGUGCGUUCAGGAGGAGAGUAGUCUGUACUAUGGCUGUGAUCAGAACCUCAUGAACCACAGAGAGGAGGGUGGGUGUGCAGUCUGACGCCCUGAGUGUGUACAUUAUCGUGUGUGGAACCGUAUGUUAUCGCGUGUGGGUCGUCAGGACGCCUUCGUGUCUUUAGCUCUCCAUAUUUACGAGCCGCUACAGUCAUACUAACUUAAAUCAAACACACUGACAUGUGAAAAUGUUCCAGAGCAGUGGCUUCUGCUGUUUUUCUUGGUGCUCAGAGGUUUUAAACCCCAGAAUAUAAACUCUGACAGUCUCAAGAGUUCACCGUCUAGUUCUGUGGUCAUGUGAUCUGUACGUCUCUGUUUAUGUUCCUCUCAUCUGAACAUGCUGUGAGGAAUGAUGUGUUUUCACAGUAAUAAAGGACAAAGUUAUGUCUGUUUGCUUUCUUGUUGACAUUGGUACCAAUCUGUGUACUCAAAAGUAGAAUUAUAGGCUUAACUGAUUUACAGUUCAGGGGAAGAUAUUUACACACCUGUUGCGCUGGUCUGUGAUUUGUGACACAUGGAGGUGUAAUGGUUGGGUGAAGUAGACCCUCCUCUGAUUCACUUUGAGCGGUUAGUGUAAUCAUGGAAGAUGAUGGAGAUGUGUAGGGCUGGGUGAUAUUGCCACAAAUCAAUAUCACAAUUUACUGAGCAGUUCACUUCCAAAACAAUAAAUGGACGAUAAUUACUCCACAAGCUGCUCACCGCCUCCCACAGUAACUUCGUCUACUUCAGCCACCGCUCCAGCUGCUACAACUUUUGAAUCCAUUUGAAGUAGCACCACAUGAUGUGACAUUACUGCCACGAGGAAGUGGUAAAAAUGUGUUUUGAAAGCUUAUUUAGUGCUCAAAUGGCAGUCAGAAAAUUGGCUCCUUCUCUCUACACUUUCAGCUCCAAUUUUAAACCUUCAGUCCCCUCUUAUUGAAUUUCUCUUAGGGGAUCAAAAUGUUCUUCUUCUUUGUCUUUACUAUCAGCCCUCUAUUCCCUAUCAGCCCCUCUCUACACUAUCUGCACCCUCUCUUUACACUAUCAACUCUCUCUCUGUGUAUACGAUUAGCCCCCUCUGCAGGUUCUCUUUGUGUGUAUGUGUGUAUGUAUGUUUACUCUUCUUCACAGGAUGCCGCAGAGUGAAGCUCAGGGCUCAGUAAGCCGGUGUGAAACUGUUACAGGAUCAGUAGAGUGUCUUUCUCUCUCUCUCUCUCUCUCUCUCUCUCUCUCUCUCUCUCUCUCUCUCUCUCUCUCUGUGCUCAGUAAACUGACUUAUCAGUGUUAGCUUGGGUUCAUACACACUCCUGUUACGCUCUAAAUGUGUGUUAAUGAGUUUUUUUUGCAGCUCUCAGGUAAGUGCAUUAAGCUCUUUGAUGCGGCUUCAAAAGUGUGUGUGUGUGUGUGUGCAGAUUCAAUCGUUCAUUCAUGUGUGUGUAUGUUUGUGUGUGUGUGUGUAGCCAUGCUGCCCAGCCUGUUGCUGCACCGCUCCUCAGUGCGGCCUUAUCAGAGGGGUCUGUACUGCAGUGACACCAGCCUCAGCUACCCCUACAAGAAGUGCACCGUGUCCUCCUCAGUGCUCAUGGCUGUCGGGCUCUUACUGCCCGCCGUGUCAGUAAGUCCUGCUCCCAAAAACCACAAAGAGCACAGAGGGAUCGCUGAAGGCAGAAACGGGGAGGGCUGGAGCUCAUAGUGGAGGCUGUGAAGGAGGGAUGGUGAUGUUCAGGACAGAGUAAAGCUAAACAAUACUUUGUUUCCAGUCAAUCCUAGUUGUUAUUUUACAUAUUUUAGGUUCUAAAUGAUUUAAAAACAAAAAUAGUUUGAGUGUUUCCGCAGAAGACUUACGAUUUUUAAACCCAUCACUCCAUCACUUAAGCUGACCACACAUGACCUCUUAAAGCCCUGCCCUCUUCUGCUGUAUUCUUAUGAUCCUCUGGUUUCUCUUUGUGCCCCCUGUUCUCUGUUCAUGUGGUGUCACUGACCUCUCCCCCGUCUCUCUCCCUCUCUCUCUCUCUCUGCUCCUCUCUUCCUGUGUCUCCUGUAGCUAGCCUGCCUUUCCUGAUCAUUGAGACUAGCACCAUAAAGCCGUACCAGCGCGGGUUUUACUGUUCGGACGAGUCCAUCCGCUACCCCCGAAAAGAGGGAGACACCAUUAGUGAUGCGGUGCUUUGUGGCGUUGGCAUUCUUAUUGCCAUCUUCUCUGUAAGUGGACCUUCACACUGCCUCUGUUUGCUGCUUUGACUCCAGGUAGAAAGCCUCACUAACAUAGUCCCUCCAGAUUCUGAGGGAUUCAUCAUCACUGUCCUGCAGAGAUGCACUCUUUCAACGUCAUUGUGAUUUUCAUGUCUUCACCCUCUCAUGUCCUCUACGUCACACUCUACUCCUCCACGUCAGCCCAUACGUCACCCCUGUGUUAGGAUCUGCUUUUAUCUCUGCUCAGCUUGUCAGUGCUAGAGAGAGAGGCCUGCAAGAUGACCAGAGAGGUGACAAGAGCUCCAGGUCUGGUCUCAGAGCCCCAAUCAUAUCCCUGCAGCCCAAAGCUAAGACCCUACGCCUUCUAAGACCCCCGACCUGCAAGUCCCUGCAGCUGAACGCCUCACUUGCUUGCAACCCAGAAACCCUGCUUCUGCUGAGUAGAUCCUGCAGAUCAGAGUGGGCGGAGUCUAAGGAGGUGGAAACAUGUUAUAACGAUGUGGUGGGCUCCACGUCUGUGGAUUAAUGACACGUGGUCCUGCUAAAAUGAUUGUUACAGACCCCAGACUCUCUGUGGCACCACAGACUCCACAACAUCAGCUCAGUGGGCACUAACACCCCCCCACACACACACACACACACACACACACACACACACACAAACUCACAAUCAUACUCGUUUAUAUAUUCCUGUGUGGGCAGAGCUGGCGUGUCUCACACAGCUGUGCUCCAUUAGUGGCGUCUCCUGCCAUGCCGACACCAUUCCUAUUACACACACAUGCACUCUAUCUCACACACAAACAUACAAUGACCGUAUACACACACACAGACUAUACACACACAUUUACUGGUAGCAGUUUGACAGACUUGUCGUCAGAUAACUCCGAGACGUGACAGACCAAAGUUAAUGUUGGAGCGUCAGUCAGAAACCGUCAACAUAUUCACUGAUUGCACAUUUAUAACAGUCUCCGCUUUCUCUAACCUCAUACACACAUACACAGAUAUUUGUAAGAAGUGAUUUUUUCCUCCCAACUUCUUCAGAAAAGUUCCUGUCCAUCGCAGAGGUGUUAUGAACACUUCUCUGUCCAACACAGAAAUAGCUGAUAAAGGCAUAUUAACCCAGCAGAUAACCACAAACUAGUUAGUGGGCGCAUACAUAAAGAGCUCUUUUUAAGCCAGCAGAUAUUAGAAACCAUGUUCUUUUAACUGUGCACACAGCGGCAAAUAUUUAUUCCUCCCUGUGCUGCAGUAAAUGAUGAAUACAUCUAGAUUUCCUCAGAGGUAUUCAAUGAAAGCUGAUAGUCAGCAAGGACCACUUUGUCAAAAGAAUAAGUAUCUUGCAUGCAGAAAGUUAUUUUUGGUUGUAUGACUGUUCUGAGAGUUCCCUAUAAGCUACCACAAAGAAAAGUAAAGCGGCAAGCAUGCACGAUGCAGAAGUGCAGACAUGUUGGGACAAACUGUGACAGGAUGAAAAUCAGAGAAGAGCAGGAUCUGACUGGGUCUGAUAACUGAGUUUUGACUGGGCUUGAUUGGGUCUGACUGAGUUGACCAGGUGCUGACAGCUUAAAUAAACUCCCUCAAGCUGCGUCAGGCUCCUUACGCUCUCAUCUGAAGCUCCAUCAGAACAGUUCAUUCACAAUAACACAUAAACACGCCAAACCACAGCGGCCAUGUUUGUUUCUCCUGGCUGUGUUCCUGCAGGCCGACCACCCAGCAGGAGAAGAGGGGUGUUUAACAAACCAUACAACACUCACACACAAACAUUCAUUAAAUACACAAACAUUAUGAAUGUGUAUUAGCCUGAUAGGAUCUACAGAAGCAGAAGCAGUGAGUCUCUGCGGCUCAGAGAUGGACAGUGAAUAUCCAGAGUGAAGGCUAGGAGCAGGAAGAGGUGUGGUCAGAAAUUUGAGGUGGAGUUUUGGUCUAACACCCAUGGUGGUGCAGAUUUGAUUGACAGCUCUAUGCCUGGGGGGGCUGGAUCAGUAUGAGCCGAUCAGUGUUAGGCAGCACCUGGAAGGAUAAAACAGGAUUCAGAUUCAGCUUGGUGGAGGUGAUCCUUAAAGCAGACCGCCCCUUUAGUAGAAAUCCUCUUUGUUACUUGCUGGAUGGAGUCUUCAUGUUUUCUUUCCUCAUAGUUUCACUCUCAUUAUCCUCCAAACCCACAUUAAAGGUCCAUCCAAUCACUAAUAAUCUAAACCCACACCCCAACUGCCUGAGGGAAGGGCAGGCCAUGCUCAUCCUACCUUUAUCUGUCCAUGCGUGUUUAUAUGUGUUUUUAUAUUCGAGUUUGUCCACUUCAUCCUAUAACCUGUCUUUUCUCAUCCUCUCUCCUCCAUUUCUGUCUUCAUUUAGACUUUUUUUAAACAUCCUGCAUGAGACUCUUGAUCAUUUUCAUUCAGUGUUAAAGAUCCUCCAGCAUGACAAAGCUAGAGUUAGUUAUAUUCUUAAAUAGUCGAACUUUAUGUGAUGUAUGUGUGUUUGAAUAAACUCUCCUGUCUCUCAGAUUGUAAUCGGCGAGUGUUUCAGGAUCAGUCAGCUUCAUGAAGGAACAAAGUCUUUCAUCGGGAAUCCCUACGUGGCAGCGCUCUACAAACAGGUCAGCUCUUCCUCUGUUUUUACGUGUUUCUAAAUAUAGACACACGGCCCUGUCAAAAUAAUCUGAAAUACAAGCUUAUUGUGAAAUCAUAGCAUGUCUGACUGCUUUUUGCUAGUUAAGCGCUGCACAUUCUGGGCACAAAGUGAGGCACAAACCAAUCAGUGUGUCUGCUCUCAAUUCCCUUUAAGAGUCAGAUCAUCUUGUAGAAAAGGGUGUUACUAUUUACACAGCUGAUUUAAAUCUUUCUACUUAAAUACUCUGCUCUCAAGCUAUGCUAUUUAACACACACACACACACACACACACACACACACACACACACACACACACACUCAUUAACUAACAUGCUGUGUGCUUUAACAUCAAAGAAAGACAGGCUAUAAAACUUUAGUGACAGAUUUUUUCCCCUGCUGGUUCAAUUAAUUGUGCUUCGUAGAGAGUGAACAGCUGAUUUUGUUUAGUCUUUGUUAUUACAAGUAGACUUAAUGGUUCAUGACAUUUAAUGUCAGCAGUGACUAGAAUUUUAUUAAAAUAAAAACACCCUUUCAGUUGUGUGUGUUUGUCUUAAAGUGUAUUUCUGCGCGUAUAUUUGAAAGUGCACAUGAUGGAGAGCAUGGUGAUAUCUCGAUCUGGAGUAUUCAGCUGGUGCAGGAUUGAGGAGAAGCUGGUGUGUAAAGAGAUAAUGAAGAGGGUGUCGUGCAAUAAAACAGGGAGAGAAACUUAAUACAGACAACUGGAAGAUUUAAUAACCAAAAGUCCAAAAUAAUAACAAAAACUAAAACCUAAAAUCCAACUAAAAAAACAAAAACAAAAAACCCUGAGGAAAACUAAGAAGGUACCUAGAGAAGAAAAAAAAAUCAAUAGCAACAUGACCAGAAACUCUGAAACAGAGGGAAGACAACACAAUAAACCAACAAACAGGAAGGGAAAAACAGAGACUAAGUACAUGCUGAAUAAUUAAAUACAGGUGUGAGAAUAGGACACAGAUGAGAACAAUAAGGAGCAAUCAAACUGCAGGGAAAGUACAAGAAGUAUAACCAGAUCUGAACAAGGGAGAGGACUUUGAAUCUCAACCAGGAAACACUGAGAGCAUGGGUACUGACUCACAACACAGCACUGGGACUAAGAGGACAAAACUAAAAUACUAAUUCAAGAAAAGCUCAUGACAGGAGGUGGGACAGGACAUAAAACACAAACCCCUCAUUUGGUUCUGAUCCUGCAGAUGGGCGUGUUCCUGUUUGGCUGUGCCGUCAGCCAGUCCUUCACCGACAUUGCCAAGGUGUCUGUGGGUCGCAUGAGGCCUCACUUCUUAGACGUGUGUAAACCAGACUUCUCCACUAUCGACUGCUCCCAGGGUUACAUCACCAACUACAACUGCACAGGUGACGAGAGUGACGUGCAGGAGGCCAGGUGAGCGGCAACAACUCCAACAACAAUGGAGGAUGCAGGAUGUUAUCAACACAGUAUCAGUAUCUGCAGAUUUUAUUUUAUAAAGUUCAUUUUCAGCAUUGAUAAAUAUCUUAAAAUAUAUACUUAUGUGUAACUUAAGUGUCUGUACUAUCAGCCAAAAGGAUUCUGAAAAUAUCGACAUGUUAGAUCAUAUCCACAAAGAUCAUCACAGGUUUGAGAUCAUCAACAAAAACUGACCACAGGCUCUUCUCUAUCCUCGCAGGAAAUCCUUCUUCUCAGGACACGCAUCUUUCUCUAUGUUCACCAUGCUGUACCUGGCUGUAAGUACCACACACACACACACACACACACACACACACAAUCACACACACACACACACACACACACACACACACACACACACACACACACACACACACACACACACACACACACACACACACAUUUUGUAUCUACAGAUAUUUCAUGCUUCAUACAGUCUAACCCCACCCAGCAGCAGCCCUCUUCUCCCCUGUCUCUCUGAGGAUGAGGAGGUGGGUCAGGAUCCAGGGUCUAGCUCCGUUGCUUGGUGGUCUCGUCCUCUUGGUGGGCUGACUGUUGAGGUGACAGUGGCAUGCAGGGAGAGUUUCCUGUGGGUGUUUCCCAGCCUCUUAGUGACCCUUCAGCUCCAGAGCAGAGAGGGAAAGAUGAGUAGCAUCCAGACCACAGAGUCACUCACUGGACCCAGAACAAAUCCAGCUGUGGUCAGGUCCAGACCAGAGCCAGUGGAGGCAGGAACACAGGGAGAGAGAGGAGAAGGAGGAGGAGGAAGAGGAGGAAUGUAGUUUUAUGAAGGAUGUUUUGAACAGAAGGUGUGGGAGAUGAUCCCUCCUUUUUUCUCUCCUCCUCUCUGUGAGGCUUCCUGCUGAAAGAAGAAUGUGUGGUGUUUUUGUUUUCGUCGACUGGAAGUGGUCACAUGACUCGAUGUUUUGACUCACUGAAAAUUUCCUCUCUGCUGAGGAGUCCUUAUUUGUGGCCUUAAAUACAUCCUUCAGUACGUCCUCAUCAGUCUCUCUGUGUCCUACAUAAGAGCUGACCGUGAAACCUGGAGACAGAUCAAUAUGGCCUGAGUCUGUUAGUAACAGCAUGUGAAGAUGAGAAGCUUUCCUCAUCAUCGAUAUCUUCAUCAGGAGAGGCAGAGGCAUUGAUCUCCUCAUCUUAACUCCAUUAAGAAUAAAUGUACUUCCUGAAAUGUCAGAUUGUUCCUUUAAUUGAUGGAUCUCUCCUUUGAAUUAUUAUUGACUGACACUAAAGGAAUCAAUGAGGAACCUUUCAGAAGAGACCCCUACAGAAACACAGAGUACUACUGCAGUUUGCCCUCUGGACAUUUUGCUGUUUGAGAGGGUUGAUUUGGUGGAUGAUAUGUGAAAACUUCCAGCCCCUCAUAACCGCAAGCUGACCCCGCCAACUUUUUCUUUCUUUAACAGCUGUUCCAUGACUUGGAUCUUAAAGUAAAUGUCUUCACCUGCUGCACUAACCUUUUUGCCCGGUCUCUUCUUGAAAGGAAAGAAAUGUUUGCUUUAGUCCAAAGUGCUGCAACUACGUUAGUUCCUGGGCAGACAGUUAGUGCGAGGAACACUCUCUAACCUUUCAACAGUGUUGUAGUACUCAAGCACUCGAUGACUCGGACUUGUACUGGAACUUGUACUGGGACUCGAUCAGGAUUCAGGAGAAAGAGAGGAGAGGUCUAUCAUGCAGACAGUAGAGUGGGACCACAGAGAAGACAGCAGCUUCACUGGAAACAAAACAAACACAGAAACAAAGCAGACACAGAGGUUUGGGUUUAGAGAACUGAACUCUGUCUGUGGCUUCAAAAUAAAAUCCAUAUUUUAAUAUGGCUACACUGCUGUGAUGGUCUGUGAUUAGCAGAUAAAUGACAGACCUGAGAUCAGCUCAGGGAAACAGACGCUUACUAAAACCGUCUGUUUGUUCUCUAAAACCACAGACAGAAAUGGAUGCUGUGGUUUGUUCCUCUGUUCUUUGUUUGUCACUCAGCAUGGAGGAAGAUUCACGUCCAUCUUUAUCUAAGAAAACAACUUCACACCCUCACCCCCGCUUCAGCCACCUCACCCUCCUAUCUGCGGGUUAACGGAGUGUGAUUUUACUGCUCUUCAUUUCCUGCUGAGCAUGUCAGACAGUCUUGAGGUUACAGCCUCAGAUCACACACUGAUAACACACACUGCCACACAAAGGACGGUGUCCUGGUGGCGGGGUCUCUGUGUUUUAUAUUCCUGUGUAGAGUCUGCCUGCUGUUUGUCAUUACUGCAGCAUGUUUGUUGGUGAAGCACUGUAUCUAACCACAGCUAUGCCUCGGUCUCACACUCUCAGCGUUGUGUGUAACAAAGGGGGGGUUGAUGGCGUGUAAGCUGGUUCUGGUUGGUGUGUAACAGAGGAGGGGGGAUUGUGUGUAAACUCAUUCUUGUUGUGGAUCUUUCUCACUCUGUUGUGUUUCUUCUCUCUCUCUGGGAGUCAGAGACAGACUGAGUGGAUCUGUCAGAGAUGAGUUGGAUUCCAGCAGAAACCACCAGACUCUGUGUCGCUGUGUCUCUGUCCAUCAUGGGAAUCAGUCAGGCUCUGUUGUUGCCAUUAUUGUUGUUGUAUCUUAUUGUUGUGCUCCUCUGAUCUUAUUGUUCGUGACUCUCAUUGUGUUUGUUUGUGGGAGCACAGCAAGAGGCAGAUGAACUCAGAAAUCAGUGUGAGUAGAGAUCUUGGUUUGCUUUGCCUGUCGGUGAGUUGGCUCAGAGUUGGUCGGGUUAUUUGGGUUUAUUCUGGGUUGGUUAGCAGGUGAUCAUGGAUGUUUUGGCUGACAGUGCGGGACAGACUAUCUGAUCUGUCUGAGCUGGAUCACCCUGAGAGGUUUAGGGCUUCAGUCCAUGGAGUCUUUACAUCUGUGAGAAAACAUCAGUGUAAGGAGAUAAUGUGUAGCGUUGUGUACGAUCUUAUCUGGUUACUAUUUCACCUGUAACCCCCCAAAAAAUUAGAUGCUGGGUAACUAGGGAUAAAAACAGAAUUUAAUUGUUUGCAAAUCAUUAUGAGUCUGUAUUUUACGUUACAAUAUGAUACAAUAUGAUACGAUACGACACGAUGCAACACGAUACAACACGACAUUAUCUGAUCUGAUACGAUACAAUAAAUGAUACGAUACAAUACGAUAUAUGAUAUGAUACGAUACGAUACUUUAUUGUCCCCUUAGGGAAAUUGCGUCUUGGACUCCAAGAGCUGCACAAACAAAGCUGCCAACUGAUGACACAAAGUACUAGACCUAACAAAGACACAGUCACACAACCCAAGCACAUUGCAAUACCCAUAUUGCACAAGAAUCCCACAGAAAUGGUCAAAAGAAACCCACCGACAUUAGACAACAAUGACAAAGACCAAGACACAGCAAGGCAAGACAAGAUAAACAAGACCAAAAACAACAUGAUAAUAUACCAAGAUAGCACCAUGACAUUAUUGCACAAUCUGGCUAAGUUUUAGGAAAUGUUAUUGUGAAACCUAAUUGAGGUGGGCAUGAAUGAGUUUUUAAAACAGUUCAGUCUACAUUCAGGGACAUUUUGAUCCAUUGACCACAGGAUGGUUUUCCUCUUCUCUAAGCCUGAACCCAUUAAGGAUGGGCUAAAGGGGGAGUGAAAAACUGCACUGUGAUUAUCUGAGCAAUUUAGAUAUGACAUUUUUUUGGAAAUCAUUGACACCUCAUCCCCUGCUCUGAAAAGAAACAGCCUCUAAACUCUUAUGUAAAGUGGUCGUAUUUCUUUGAUUUUUAUGUCACUGUGUUGGAGAUUUCUGCUGCCACUGCUCAGUCUGACGGCUAUAGGAACGUCUGUGUAAGAUGAUCUGUAAAAUACAACAAACACAGUGACUUUUCAAACAGCUACUGAGAUCCAUCUUGUUUCCUCUGCGGGACACUCAAUUAGAAUGUUUUCUUGGUUGUUGCAUCAUGUCUGUAGACUUCAGACUGAACAACUCAUCAGUGGUCCUGGAUCACUACCUGAGAACCACCUCAGAGGAAACUGGAACCCCAAACAUCCCUGAGAGGUGGAUGGGAUGGGAGGGAUCACUUCCUGUGUUUCGGUAAAGAAAAGAACAAUGACGGCAUCUCGUAAAGGAAGUGCGAUGGAGCGUUGGGUCCAUGCAUACAGGCUGGUGGUGGGCGGGGCAGAGGGAGUAACUGAGGCCAUCUGUAGGUAUUGUUAGAGCGCUGAUUAUAAGAGCAGCGUCUGGAGGUUUGGGCGGGGCAGAGCUCGCCCUCGCUCUCUGGGUGAGAGAGACAGGAAGUUAAGGGUACGAGCAGGCAGGAACACAGGAAGUCUGGGCUGGUUUCCCCGCUGCACGAGUGUGUAUGUGUGUGUGUGUAUAUGUGUGUAAUAAGACAGAUGUUCAGGUGGCUCUCAGACAGACCUUGGACUCACUCAUUCCUGUUUUGGCUCGUCUCAGUUUUUAUCUCGACUGGAGAUGUUUCAGCAGCUACCCUGACUUUAUUCAGAGGAAAGAGAGUUUACACACACAGACAUACACACACACACACACACACAGAUGAAGGACACAGUAUGCACACACUCAUCUGUGUUUGAGUGUCUGUGGUCUGCUGUUGUUUCAGCUGGGAUGUUGAACCAUGAAUCCGUCAUGUUUGGGUCUCAGGCUGUUCAGUGUGUGUGUGUGUGUGUGUGUGUGUGUGUGUGUGUGUGUGUGUGUGUGUGUGUGUGUGUGUGUCAGAUGUGGAAAAGAAAGUGUGUCUCUGUGGUUCUGGUUGGGCUGAACUCUUUGAUUCAGUCUGGACCAAGCUGGCACCAAUAACACACACACUCACUCACAGCUAGCUAGUGAGAGUUUGAAAGGAUGAGACCACAUUAUCACUCUUGUUCACGUUUCAUCAUAUUUACUGAUAAAUUUUGCGUCAUUUCCAUCCUCUCUUCACAGUUUUACCUGCAGUCCAGGUUCACCUGGCGUGGUGCUCGUUUGCUCCGCCCACUGCUCCAGUUCACCCUGCUGAUGAUGGCGUUUUACACCGGCCUGUCCCGUGUCUCCGACCACAAACACCACCCGACUGAUGUGCUUGCCGGCUUCGUACAGGGCGCCCUGGUGGCCUACUGCAUAGUAAGUACACACACACACAUAAAUACUACAUUCUGACACAGCAGCUCUCAGACACUCAGGAUGGGGGUUUGUUUUCCACUCUGUGUGAACUAGGUGUAAUCUUUCUAUGGGCACCCCUGAUCCUUUUUUUAUCAAUGCUGAGGUUGACCAUUCUUUCAGCAUGCACAACAGGUCAAUGCAUGAGCACCUGUCUGCACUGUAAAGCUUCAUAUGUACUUCUGCAUCAAACCUAUGCUGCAACACAUACUGUAGGUCUGUUUCGCCUCCUCUUUGCAGAGGCCUGUGCAUUAACCCUACAUGCAACCUCCAUGAAAUCCAAGUUCCUUAUCUAAUCCGCAAAUCGGAGAGAGUUAGAGCUAGAUCUGGUCUGGAGUAGAUUCUCAAAGAUGGAGAUUGUUUUGAUUUUAAAACUCAGUUUUGUAGUUUCACUGUGACUGAAGCUCCUUGGCUCUUUCCUCCUCCUCUUUUCUCCGAGGAGCUGAAGCAUGAGGAACUCUGAUUCCCUGUAAUGAAGAACACAUUUUAUGGAGACGGCUCUGCUUCACCGCUGUGUGUGUGUGUGUAUUUGUGUGUUUAAGUGUGUCUUAAAGUGUGUUUAAGUGUGCGUGUAAGUUUGAGUUAAAGUGUGUGUGCGUGAGUGUGCCUUCACUGCUCUUAUGACACACUGUUGCGGAGUUUGCCAGAUGAUUUUCGUAACCCUCAUCAUCACACUGAGCUGGACAGAGCCGAGGAAAACAGAAUCCAGGUCAGGAGGAAAAUGGAGGCGGUGUGAAGAAAGAGAGAGGAAAAAGAGAGAGAGAAAAAGAAAGAGAGAGAGUAAAGAAGGUAGAGAGGGGGCAAUCCUUUGAGGGAGGAAUGAGUCUGUUCAUUAUUUGAGGUUUUUUAUUUGGCGGCUCUGGUUCUAUCAGCUCAGCAGGACGCCACUACACUCUGCUGCCUCCGGGAAAGAGCAGUGAAAACACACACACACACACGCACGGGCACACAAACACACACAUACACACACACCCUUACCUUUCUACCAAAUCAUGACUGUGGAAAGGAUUACAUUCAUAAAAUUCAGGAUCUUUGUGGCGCCUACACAGACUUGGCACAGCUAAAAACACACACAUACUGAAAUCACACACACACACACACACAGCAGGAUUGUAGAAGAACUAAAUUUGAGCAGAAAUCAAAAACAGUCUGUAAAGCCAUCUGGUUGUCUCUCCUGGAUGGCAUCAACUCUGACAAGAAAAUGAAAAAUUAGACUUUCAGAAAUGAGCUGGACCUCAGUGAGAGGGAGAAAGUGGGAGGAGGAGAGAGAGGAGAGAGGAGCCUUGUCUGUGUGCUGGCUUGGGAUGAGCGUGGGUUUCAAUCCAGUUUAGCAAUUCCACAAACCUCAGAGAGAGCACCACACAGUUCUCAUACUGUAACACAAACACAGUCAGAGGGAGAUCCUGCUGAUCGGGAUGGUGGGUUUAGUUUUACAGUCUCUCUUCUCUCCUGAUGGUGUCUGUCUGAUUGAAACAUGUGUGACGACUCUAGCUGUUAGCUUAAAUUUUUAGCUUUAAGCUGUGAGUGAGUUUGCGAGAUUAGUCGUCUAAAACUCUCAGAAAAAGAAAUUAGAGUGGACAUCUUUAGAUCUGAGGACAUCUUUGAAUCAAUAUUCAGGCUCUCUCUUGUUCUUUUAAUUUCAGAAUAAAAGCUCCAGCUUUUGGAAUAACAUCAGCCAUGUGUACACACAGAAAACACCUGCCUCCUCCCGCUCCUCUCCCUGCUCUCCUCUCUCUAUAUGAUCAUAACUGAAAUUGAAUACCCAGGUCUAGUACUUGCUUUAAAAAAUUGAGUAUAUUAAUGAAUCCAUGUUUUCAGACCAUGCAUAUAUCUUCUGUUUGGAUAACUAAAAACCUCAGUGUUAGAUUUUCACAUCAGUCCAGAGUGAUUGUGAGUGACUGUUCCUGAUAUCUCAGUGAGUCAGCCUGUGGAAAAGACUCUUCUGCUCAGAUGGAUUCAGUCUCUGUCUCUGCUGAGAGGUUUACUGUUUCAGGAGUUAAUUGUUGCUCAUAAUCCAAGUUUCCCAGAGUUCAGUUGGAUCUGUAAUCCCAGAGGAGACUGCUGGUAAAUAAGGGUCAUCAUCUCAGAGAAGGACGGUCAGCAGAGGAGCUGCUGAGACUCUGAGCUUCUGUCUGUGUGGUCUGAGAGGUCACCUGAUAUCACCAUAAACACAUAAAUCAACAGCACAUAACACUCACAGCAUUAUUUUAAUGAUUUCAGAGAAACAUGGUGAUAAAUUAGACAGAAGCUCUCCAAAUUCUGAGAACACAUACUUCCUCUGACCCACUUCAGUCUGAAGAUGUACCACUGAUAUAAAGUGUGGUUGGACUGCAUUCAUAUUUGGUUUUAUGUGCGUGCAAACUCUUCCAUAGAGUUAUUCUUUGACAUGCACGCUUUCUGAAAGUUAGUACACCCACUUCCUGUGUGACUCAACGUCUUUAUGGACCACCCUGUCACACUGUGGAUUAAACUCGAGUGACGCUCACUGAUGACUAAGGUUCUCCGUGCGUAGGUGAAAAGAUCAGAUAAGGUGACAGGUGUCAGGACAAACACCCUCAGAAACAGGACCAACAUAUCAUCAUGGUUCUGAAACACAGGAGUGAUUGUAGUCCACUCCAUCGAUGAGAUAAACCAAAGUUUCAUUUACCAGCAAGAAAACAAGACAUUUCAUCAAAGUCCCUGACACAAUAAGUGUUUAUAUCAUCAUGCGUAGAGACCACUCCAUCACCUCCAUGAGGUCCAACCUGCUGCGCUGAUGGAGAGAGAAAACCUGUAAUCAUUACCCAGUGUUUCUAAACAUGCAGGGCUGGAGCUGUCUGAACUUUUCAUUGUAUGUUAUAUUUGUUGAUAAUGGGUGUAUGUUUAGUCAUGGCAACCCUGCAUUAAACGAUGAACAGUGUUUAAACUGUCUCGAUGUUGGAGGGUUUAGAAGUCCGGUCCACUUUGUUACUCUGAGGAUGUUACUCAGCGUGACGGAGCAGAGUGUUAGUGUGUGAGGCCAUGGGGUAGAAUAAAGGCCUGAUGUGUCAGACAUUUUAAUGGUACUUAACACGCACAUGAACACACACACACACAUACGCCUUUAACGGCUCUGCUGAGUCUGCAUGGCUCCACACUGAGGCUCGGGCAUAUGCGUGUGACAGGAAGUGGUGAGGUCGUGAUAAGCAGCCCGCCGCCACAGGUUCAGGGGUGAUAGGUUGGAGGGUGGGUGACACGGCAGCAUGGCUUGUUAUGAUUGGACAAGGACCCAUCCUGUUGGGGAACAAGCUGGGUUAUUUCCCAUGACGGCUCGGGCGAUUCCCAUUGCUAUGACUUCUCAUCACGACCUCUAAUUAUAUCACGGUGUGUAAUAAUGUACUGACUAAUACACACACUGGGCUGUAUGUGCUGCAGUAUGAUGUCAUCUGUCAGUCAAAGGUCAGCAGUGGUCAAGGUCAGGAAAUGUCAGCCUGUAGGAGCAGAGAGAGUCUUUGUGUGAGUCCCUCGCUCUUUAUGAGACGCUCUUUGUUACAAAGAGUGUAGGACGGAUGUUUUUAGAGAUAACCACAGAAGAAGAGAGCGGGGACGUACAUUACUUUAAUGCAUUUACCCUCAGGACCUUCCUGUACAAAAGCAUCAUGUAUUAUAUUUAAUGUUAGUUAUUAAUGUGUUUCUGGGCCCCACUUAGAAGAGGGGGAGUAAGGAACCCUGAGGAGGAGCUUAGAGAGGAAAAACUGCUGAGUCUGCCAAUGACGUUUCCAUGGCUCCACUUCCCCACCCUCCACGUCUCUGUCUUCCUGUUUAACACAUGAUGUCAUGACCAUCUCAGGAAGGGACUUUUCAUUCUCUCUGUUUGUCUGCCGCUUUCUUGUCGCAAGGCUGAGCUCAGAGCUGAUGUAAACUUAAAGUUCACCCUCUCACACUUGAACAGAGGAUUACUCUCACCAUGAUGUAAUGUAAUAUGCCCAUUAAUUCUGUCAGCAGCUCACAGCUGCUCCAAAACAGAGUCUAAAAGCAUUUACACUCUGUUUAACUAUGAAAACACUCCAGUGAGUAACACCACUGUUGUCUAAAGGAAUUAACUUAUAUUUGGUGGUAUGACUCUGUUCUCAGAGCCCUCUGCCCUCUCACUUGAGUAUGUAGAGGGGUGAAGUUUGAGGCUGGGUGGGCACACUUCCCCUUUGUAUGUGUAUACAUGUCAUCUCAAUAAUGUAAUGAAAUUAAAAUAUUUGCUGCAAAAUCAUUGAAAAACCUGCUCUAUACACACCCCCCACUUUUACUUUAAUGUAGGAUUCUUGCUUGAUGUUGUAUUUACUGCACUUUUGUAUUAAUGUGAAAGCUUGAGGCAGGGAGAGCAGCAGCAAAGACACUAGGCUUCUGUUAAGAGAGUUCUCUGCACUUACAUAUGCAUAUCUGGGAUGCUAAAUCCUAAGAUGGGGAAAGCACACGUCUUCUCUGUGUCUUACAUGAAAAGCUGAGGCAGGAAGUGCAGCAGCAAAAUUAGAUUUUCUAACAUAUUGAAAAACAAAUAUCCAGUGCAGUCUCAGAGCUGCAGAAGAGAAAAACACUGGUCCCUGAAAGCAUCUACUCACUUGUCUCCGGCCCCUUGUUUCAUACAUAAAAAGACAAAGCAGGCAGAGCAGCAGGAAGUUUAAUAUGUGCUUACAUUUGAUUGUUUCAUCAUAAAAAAACAAUCCCUGAGCUGAAACACAGGCACACAGUGGGAAUGUGUUGGAUGUUUCCACCUGUGCUGCAGGCUGAGCAGCAGCAAAUUUAACCUGUGAUGUUUAGCCGUUAUGUUUACAUUUUAGCUGAAACACAGACACAGUGGUAAUUUGAAGCAUGUUUUUCACCUGGGCCUCUUUCUCUGUUUCCUCCAGGUGUUCUACGUGUCGGACCUUUUCAAACCACGAGUGAAGCCAGCCACACCCCCGCCCUCCCCCAUCAAGAAGGAGCUGCUUCCCUCAUCGGAAAUCAUCGAGAGGAACAACCACCACAACAUGGUGUGAGACAGAGGGACAGAGGCGCCACUUCUUCCUGUGACUGAGCAGCCAAUCACAGUGCGGCUCACCUCCCAUCAGACAGUAGAAUGUAGCGACUGACGAGAGACUGAAGCUGUCUCUCAAACUGCAUCCUCCCCCCCCCCUGAGGAGGGUGUGGGGUUUGAGACCUGCACAGCAGAGUCCACUCUCAAUAUCCAGACUUCUUAUUUACUACUUUGUAAACUACUAAUCCACCAUGAGCCCAACACUCUGAGCACAAACACACAGAAUCAGAAGCUAAAGACAAAAUAAAUGUAUGACCUGACAGGCAGAGCUAAGGGGUAGGAGGUUUGACCACCCACAUGAAGAAGAAAAAGAAGAAGAAGAAAUGAAGAGACAGAAAAAGAAACAAAAAGACUGACCCCUGCUGAGGGAGAGAGGACGAUCCUCUCUGAACUCUGUGGCCUUGGAUCUCUGAAGGACAACAACUUCCUCUGCUUCGGGAAGGAGAUUACUGCAGUAACACGCAGCGUAGAAAUAUUUACAGUAUAGAAAUAUAACUUAUAGCACUGUUUUUAACUUCUUUGUCCAUUAUCACCACUCGCUGCUUCAGACGUUACACUGCGGGACAGCUCGAUGAUGCCUACAGGAGACAGAGUCCAACAAUCCUGCAGCAGUUCAAAACCCUGCUGGUGUGUUCAGACCAAACAUGAAGCAGAUACAGUCUUCGUUUCACAUGAACCAGAAUAAUACAGGUUUAUUCAUACGGGUUAAACACAAACAAAAUUUGGCCUGUCUGACAUCAUCCUGAGUCUCUCUCAGAUAGGCUUAUGUCUUUCUGCUCCAUAACCUGUGUCUGAAUGACUUUAAUAUGCCAGUCAGAUUUGUCAUCUGAACCCCUGAAUUUGUAAUUUUCUCAGGAACUCAGAUUAACCUGGAGCAUGAUAUCCCAGGUGGCUGCUCCCUUCAACUUUUAUCCAAAUUCAUUAGCAAUUUGGUGUGGUUCAACAAAUCUAUUUUAUGAAUAGAUUUUGGCUAGAUCUUUUGUUGACGCUCCCACUGGAGUCUUUGAUACCCUGGUACCCUCUGAUACACUUCUGCCUUGAUUCAAUUUGACCAGUCUUUUUUUUCUAGUAUUUCGAGUGGCUCAUCCAGCCCUAUCAUCACAGUAUUGCCUUCGUUGACAAACACUUUGAAGGAGGAUCUGCUCAGCUUUAGUCUGAACUCACCUGAAAGAUGAUGCACAGAUGGGAAAGGUGUCAGAGCAGGUAUUCAGGUGUUUCUGUGUGGCCUCAGUGAGUGUCCUCUCACACUUCUCUGUCUCCUCGUCAGCUCAUCAGCUCUCUGCAGUGCACUCUGAGUGCAGCCCAAACCCGGGGCGUUGCAUUUGUUAAAGGGGUAGAUGUAGUGGGGUGGGGGUUUUUGGGGAGGGCGGGGGUUACCUGUGGAGAGGGAGGGGCAGACCUCACAACCCACAGCACCUGAGUGAGAGGCGUGGCUGUGCCAUGUCCUCUUCUGGUGUUAGUGCCACCUGCCAGGCUUUCUGAAUGGGAAGUGGGCGGGGUCAGAUGGGGGUGUGGCCUGUCACUCAGGAAAGAGGGUAAAGAUUUACCGCCAAGCUGGCACAUUAUGUUGGGAUGAUGUGAGCUCUUUCUGCAGGCAGGGGGGGUUCACAGCCACCCAGUCACUCAAUGGAGACUCAAAGUGUGUCAGUGUGUGUUUGUGUUUGUGUGUGUCCUGUAUGAUUGUGUUUGUUCAUAUACAUCGUGUGUGAACAUGUGUUUUCAUAUGUAUGAAUACACACUGUGCCCUGUGAAAAAGGAACUCCCUCAUUACAAACUGUGUGUCUGUCAGCUGUGCCAAUGUAUGUGUGUGUGUGGAUAUUCUCUAACCUGUGGAUCUCUCUCACCUAUGUUUGUGUGUGUAUCUCUGACUUGUAUGUGUGUAUUUGUGUGUAUCUUUCACCUGUGUGAGUGUGUAUUGUAGAAGUAACAGCUGUUCCAACUCUCUCUCUCUCCCUCUCUCCUCCAUUGUCACUCGGCCAUGUUGCACAUCUUUUCUCCUCGUAUAGUCCGUCCUCUCAUUUCACUCAGCGUUUUCACUCUCUUUUUAUAAAUAUAUAAAUAUGUAUAGAUCACUAAAGUAAACUGUGUAAGAUAUUGUGAUAUUAACAUGUUUAGGUAUAUCCACUCUGAUACAGACCUGUGUUCUUAUAAAAAUGCUGCUUUUAAAGCAUCCUUUGACAGAUUUUUGUAUCUAGAAAACUAAACUAUUGUAGAUGGUAAUAGUUACGUUUGUUAUAUGCAUUCAAAAAUAAAGAUUCAUAUACAGUUGUAUUAAGAUUCAAUAUUAGUAUUUUUGUAUUGUCUUGUUUUUUGUACAAAGAUAUAGUUGCAAUGCUGUUUUUUCUGCUAAAUGUACCUAGCUCUAAUACAUGUGCUUUAAAUAAAAAGAUAAAUAUAAAGACGGC
Xyrichtys novacula (pearly razorfish) is the source of this 34562-nucleotide messenger RNA. NCBI's taxonomy places the organism in Eukaryota, Metazoa, Chordata, Actinopteri, Labriformes, Labridae. The record is from the annotation of a GenBank genome assembly.